AUGCGCCGUCACGGCGGGGGGGCGGAGCUUGGCGUGCCGGGCGGCGCUGUUACCAUGGCGACCACAACGCACAACGCCAUGGAGGAGCUGACCGGCAGCCGGUACCGCGGCCGGACCGAGCGCGGCAGGAUGGAGGGAUGGGGCACCUACACGCUGCCCACCGGCACCCAGUACCGCGGCGAGCUGCGGGACGGCACGUUCCACGGGCGGGGCGAGCUGCUGUUCCCCGACGGCGGCACGUUCCGGGCGCUGUGGCGGCGCGGGGUGCAGUGCGAGGGCAAGUUCACUUUCGCGGACGGCCUCGAGUACGCGGCCGAGAGGUGGGAGUACUGCGACGGGUACGACAGGAGGUUCUACAGCGAGAUCUGCUCCGGGCUCAGACCCGCAGGCAAUUCUCAGAUUACAAACCUGGAUCCUCCCCGACAAAUCCCAGACGGAUGUUACGACUGUGGUGAUGGGUUCUAUAACCCUAAAACCAGAAUUGUCAAUGACUACGAGCGGAGGUUCCUGAGAUACGCAGAGCGGCACAGCGUGAGGUCUGACAGCAUUGCUGGAGAUGUGCUUUGUGUGACCAUUCCCCCGCCAGCCCGGGACACAGAGUUAAUCUUGUUGAUGUGAGUGUGAAAAAGGAAUGUGCCGUGUAGGCCAGACCCUUCCUCUUAAGAACACGAAGACAAUUGAAAAACCCAGCACUUGUUCAACAUCAGAGGAACUCUUUCUGCCCCAGGAGAGAUGAUUCAGGGCACAAGGCCACUGCAGUUAAAAAAAAAAUAAUAAAAUAAAAAUUAAAAAAGCCCAGCUGUAAGCAGAAGAAACUGAGGAAGAGGCUGGAAUGACAGGGAACAGAUCCAGAAUUACUCCAUUAUAGGUUGGGCAGGAAGGAGCAGGAAAACCUCCAGGCUUCCAGCCAAGUCUUGAAAGCAUCAAAAGCAGAUGGUAGGAAGCAUUCAGGAAGUUCUUACAACAGCUUGACAGGUUUACCAAAACGACGCUAUCUUCCUCAGGUCUGGCAGCAGGCAGAAAGAAUACUCCGGUUCUCACCUUUCACCCUGGCCCUAUUAUGAAGCAAUUUCUGAUUGUUUCUCGGCCAUUUGGGAAACAGAGCAAGGAAGCAUACUGCCUUGGCACUGACUUUCCUGCCAAACUGGCAGCGUCCAGCUAUCAUUCCAAAAGACUGGAAAAGAAAAAAAAUAGUCUCCAUUUACAAUUACACAGUUUGCUUCCACCACUUCUUUGUCAAGAUGAGUGUUCGUAGAGUACCGCAGAGACUCCUAUUAAAUUUGGCAAGCUUUGCAUUUCACUAGCACGGAGGUCUGAUCCUCAUUUACUUAAAGAGCUCUUAAAGCAGAGCAAAGGCCCAUCAUGAAGAUAUAAUCAGGCCCAGAGAAUGAAAUGACAGCAACAGUUUUGUUAUACUUUUUCUCUAGCAAAGUUUUCCAAAUUCUCAUUGCAGCCUUGCAGUUAUUACUCCAUCCCCAAACCUCUGUUUCCUUGGGGAUGCUCAAAUUUCUCUUCAUUCUUCAUAUGCUCUUCAAUUUUUUUUUCUCUAGUAUUGCGAAGUACACAAAAUUGGACACAUAAAUAAGAAUAAUAACACUGGUCUGUAAGGAGAUACGCUGUUUAUUUUGAAUAGGCACUGGGACUGGACUCCUGUUUCAGUCAGAGUAUUCUUUCCUUUUUGUUUCUCUCAGAAAUUGGUCUCCUGGCACCUUUGUAAGAGAGGUUAGUCAACAGAAGGAUGGGAGGAUUUCCCAAUUUUUCAGGGAAAAGUAGGAAAUAUACGAUGUUAUGUUUAAUGCAAAGCAGGUUGGUAAAAGAAGAUAAAUGAUUCAAGUUUUAGGACCCCUGAAUAUUGGAGAGGCCCAUCAUUUUCAAACAGAAAAUACUGUCAGAAAUAGAAAUCUUGUUCUCCUGAGGAAAGCACAACAGGAGAUUGCCCGGGUCGCCUCUCUUCUGAUGAAAAGCCAAGAUACUUCUGAUGAAAAUUGCCCUGUUUCUCCUGCAGCUCUCCUGAUGCUGGGUUAAAUAGUAUGAAACACACUUUUCCUCUGUGAAAUAUAAGAAAAUUUGUGCUUCUACUUUUGUGUUCCAUUUCCAGGUUAAAUUAGUACGAGUACGGUUUGUAGGGUGGUAGCUUUCUGCACUGCAGUCGGUAUUACCUGAAAUACAUGCCUCUCUUCAUAUGAAAUCAAGAACAGGAAGACACAAAGCCUGCCUUUUAUGCUGUAACUCAGUCAGGUAACUGAACUAACAUGCACGUUACGAAGAGCAGGAUUAGGCCCAGAAAGCCAAGGCAAGUGCCCAUUAAGAGGAGAGGUUUCGGUUCUGCUGCAUUCCCAAGCCAGCCAGCAAUCAGCCUAGGAUUUCAACAAGCCUGAAAGUCUCAUAGAAAGCAGCAGGAAAAGACCUGCUGCUUAAGGAAUCAUUAGAAGCUGAAAAGAUCAAGACUCAAGAAUAUCAUUUUAUUCUAGUUUUAACAAGGCUGGAUUUAGACCAUGCAGUUUUCCUUGGUUUUGAGGCUGGCCCAACUCCACAGGCAUGUUUGAGAACACCUUUUAAUUCUAAGCCUUGGUAAUCAUGGACUUAGAGUUACCUCACAUCAUUAAUGUGGGAUGAAGGUUCUCAAGCUUGGCCUGAAAGGAUUAAAAAGCAGGGGUUUUUGAAAGUCAGCAGAGAUGUAUUCAUCCAUAUCAGGAUGAUCCAAGUACGUAAAUCCCAUGGAUAAAUCCAUGAGAUAAAUGUACUACAUGUAGGCUUCUUUGACUGAAAUCUCUGAUGCAAUUUGCACCAGGUGCUGCCUGAGAAAUGGGGACUUGGACUUGUGUGAAAAAUGUGAAACAGCCAUAACCACUCAGUAAUUACACAGGGUAAUAUUUCUGUACCUACCCUCAUGCAUCCCAAAUACACACAGAUGUGCGCAUGCUCUUUCUCAUAAACUACUGGAGAACUGGGCGUAGGGUGAGGACCUGGCAGUUUUUCAGGCCUGGAGUAUUUCUGGAGAAAAGACGGCAAGUUGAACAUAGAGUUGACUGUGAUAUAGGGGAAAAACUAAAAAAACCCUAAAAAAUAAAAAAAAGACUGCAGUUGGGGAUCAUGCACUGAUCUUUCUUCCCUGUAAUUCUUUGAAAUCACCCAUUCUGAUGACGGAGGGAGCGGAUGAGCACUCUGAUUCCAAGCUAGUCCCCAGUCAUUGCCUAAGAAUGUAGGAGCCGUUCUGGCAGAUGCCCUUAUUGCUGAGGAGAGGAAAGCCCCAGCAACACACAUACACGGGAUACAGUAUUUUUGUUCGAAUGAAUUUAGCUUCCCAUCGAUUUAAAUGUCUACUUACAACACAGGACCAUUUAAUCUUUUGUACAUUUGUUUCUUUUUUAUUUGACUUAAGACACUGAAUUUAGAUGAGGUUUAGUUCCUACAUAUUGAAACUCUUAAAAGCUCUUCAAAUAAUUGUUCUUUGGAUACUUGUUAAGCUAAAGAAAUCAGUUUUGAUCGGCAGUAAAAGUUCAUGCUAUUUUAAGUGCAAUGCUAUAGCUAUUUUCUGUUGUAUAUUUAAUCAUUUUGAAUUAUAUGUCAUGUAAAAGAUUUUAGCUCUGGGGCAUUUGCCAGAUGGCUGAUUCUGCAUUUCACACAACAAAAGAAAUAAUGUUUGUGUAAAGCUCUUAAAAAUAGUUGGUAAUCAGUAUAUUCUACAACGAAUAGGAUCCAGACCUGUUUGAAAAAAAAAAAAAAAAAAA
Messenger RNA from Coturnix japonica (Japanese quail), 3731 nucleotides. It is a transcript of the gene MORN5, whose product is annotated as MORN repeat containing 5. Lineage: Eukaryota; Metazoa; Chordata; Aves; Galliformes; Phasianidae. The record is from RefSeq and is a predicted model, not a curated record.